AUGGAGGCACAUGACUCUGCUCAAAAUGAUGAAAACGAUGAUGACGAUGAAGAAAUCGAUGAGACAGGCUACAAAACAGUCAAAGAUGCUGUCUUGUUUGCCAUUGAAGUUAGUCAUUCAAUGUUGAAGAUUCCAUCUUCAUCCGGGUUGAAAAAAGGCGACAACAGUUCCCCUCUAUCAGCAGCCUUGAAGUGUGCAUACUACUUAAUGCAGCAACGCAUCAUUUCAAAUCCUAAAGACUUGAUGGGCAUCUUGCUGUAUGGAACCGAAGCUUCCAAAUUCCCCGAUGAGGAUGAGAAUUUUGGAGGCGGUUGGUCCUUCCCCCAUUGUUACCUACUCACUGAUCUCGAUGUUCCGGAAGCCGAAGAUGUGAAGGAGCUGAAACGGUUGACUGAGUCCGAAUCUCCCGAAGCUGAAGAUAUCUUCAAACCAGCUAAAGAAUCGGUUUCGAUGCAUACUGUUCUGUUCUGCGCAAACCAGAUCUUCCAGCAGAAAGCUGCCAAUUUCACCUCGCGCCGACUCUUUAUUGUUACUGACAAUGACGAUCCGCAUUCUCAAAACGAAAGAUCACGUUCUCAGGCGACUGUGAGGGCCAAAGACCUCUAUGACUUGGGCGUGGUGAUUGAGUUGUUCCCGAUUACCACUGUUGACCACAAAUUUGACACCAAAAUCUUCUACGAUGAUAUUGUGUAUAAGUACUCCCCCGCCGAUCCCGAAGCCAUUGCAUACAAUCCUGCGUCAGUUGUUGACGUUGAUGGUUCGAAGCUCAUUUCUGGAUCAGCAGAUGGUAUUACUCUUUUACAAUCGCUCCUCACCACCAUCGCAUCAAAAGUGACCCCCAAACGUGCUUUAUUCUCUUCUGUUCCUCUUGAGCUCAGCCCAGCGCUCAAGAUCUCCGUCAAGGGUUUUUUACUGUACAAACACCAGAAACCGGCUCGGAGUAGCUAUAUCUACCUUGGCUCAGAACGACCACAAAUAGUAAAAGGACAUACACAGCAAUUCGACGAGGUUGGCAAAGGAGUCCAAAAAGUUGAAAUUCGAAGAGCAUACACAUUUGCAGGGGAGAAAAUUACCUUUUCUGACGAGGAAGCGAAAGAACUUCGAAAUUUUGGGGAUCCUGUCGUCCGAAUUAUAGGAUUCAAGCCAAUGGCCAGGUUACCAUUCUGGGCUAACAUCAAGAAUUCGACAUUCCUCUAUCCGUCGGAGGAAGAUUAUAUUGGAAGCACGCGCGUGUACAGUGCUCUACAUCGCAAACUGCAGAAGGACAAAUUGUUUGGUUUGACCUGGUUUGUUCCUCGGAAAAACGCAACUCCCGUCAUGGCAGCACUGGUCCCGACGUUAUCUGCAGUUGCUAUGGAUGGUAAGACAAAUCCAGCGGCAGUAUCUGCAACGGGGGCUCCCCAAGGCCUGCAUCUCAUUCCUCUCCCAUUCGCAGAUGACAUCCGCCAGAAUCCUCCCUCCAGCCAUAAGACUCCUCUUCAGGCCCCUGAUGAGCUGGUGGAUGCUAUGCGACCCAUUGUUCAACAAUUAAACCUACCGAAAGGACUCUACGACCCAUCUAAAUACCCCAAUCCCAGCUUACAGUGGCAUUACCGCAUCCUACAGGCAUUGGCACUUGAUGAAGAGCUUCCAGAAAAGCCAGAGGACAAAACAAUUCCGAAGUACAAACAAAUCGACAAGAGGGUGGGGAACGAGGCUAUUGAAUGGGGGUCUAUCUUAGAACGAGUUUUCAAAGAGCGUCAAGCGGAAUAUCCAGAUACUGCGCAGACUGGUUCAAAGCGGCCAACAGCUCCUCACCCGGAAGCGGCCCCUACAGCAUCGAAUAAGAAAGUGAAGACUGAGAAUGCGCAUGGCAUCAGCGAAGCAGAGGUUAGAUCACUGUGGGCAAAAGGGCAACUGGGAACUUUGACCGUGGCCCUGCUCAAAGAAUUUGCAACCGCAAAGAGAAUUCCUGUGGCAGGGAAGAAGGCAGCCAUUGUUGAAACGAUUGAGGGUUGGUUGGAAUCCAAGUAG
This is a messenger RNA of Exophiala aquamarina CBS 119918, 2013 nucleotides long. Its product is annotated as ATP-dependent DNA helicase 2 subunit 1. The record is from RefSeq and is a predicted model, not a curated record. Gene Ontology annotation, biological process: double-strand break repair via nonhomologous end joining; telomere maintenance; cellular response to gamma radiation. Gene Ontology annotation, molecular function: DNA helicase activity; telomeric repeat DNA binding; double-stranded DNA binding. Gene Ontology annotation, cellular component: Ku70:Ku80 complex; nucleus. NCBI's taxonomy places the organism in Eukaryota, Fungi, Ascomycota, Eurotiomycetes, Chaetothyriales, Herpotrichiellaceae. Bases 1 to 2013 code for a protein of 670 amino acids. The transcript is spliced from 2 exons.